This is a messenger RNA of Colletotrichum orchidophilum, 888 nucleotides long. Its product is annotated as glycosyl hydrolase family 16. NCBI's taxonomy places the organism in Eukaryota, Fungi, Ascomycota, Sordariomycetes, Glomerellales, Glomerellaceae. Bases 1 to 888 code for a protein of 295 amino acids. Gene Ontology annotation, molecular function: hydrolase activity, hydrolyzing O-glycosyl compounds. The record is from RefSeq and is a predicted model, not a curated record. Gene Ontology annotation, biological process: carbohydrate metabolic process. The transcript is spliced from 2 exons.
AUGGCUUUCAAUAAGCUUUUCGCGGCUCUUGCGUUUGGUUUUCCCGCAGUGCAGGGUGCAGUGCCAACAAUUCCCGGCUUCAGUCUCACAUGGAGUGAUGAUUUUGUCGGCUCCGCCAACAGUUUGCCCAAUACGGCCAACUGGGUCAUCGACACGGGCACUUCCUACCCUGGCGGCCCCGCUAACUGGGGGACUGGAGAGAUCCAGACUUACACCAGCAGCAUUAACAACCUUCGUCUCAACGGCAACGGAGCUCUACAGAUCACUGCCAUCAAAGCUUCGUCUGGCUCAUGGACAUCUGCUCGCAUUGAGUCUCAGCGUGGGGACUUCAUGGCUGAAGCCGGUGGCAAGAUGCGUGUCCAGGCCAGUCUCAAUUUGCCUGCGGUUGGCAGCAACGGCAUUGGCUACUGGCCAGCGUUUUGGACUCUUGGAAACGCCUACCGUGGGAACUACUGGAACUGGCCAGCCAUUGGCGAGUUCGAUAUCAUGGAGAACGUCAAUGGCAUCAACCGUGUCUGGGGCGUCAUGCACUGUGGUGUCAACCCCGGAGGCCCCUGCAAGGAGACUAACGGUCUCGUCGGUAGCCGCGAGUGCCCCAACAGCGCCUGCCAGGGCAACUUCCACACCUACACUCUCGAAGUCGACCGUACCGCUGAGCUUGAGGCUGUGCGGUGGUUUAUCGACGGUAUCCUUUUCUGGCAAAUUGUCGAAACCGACUUGCCCGCGGAUGUUUGGACCCAGGCAGUGCAUUCCCCUCACUUCAUCCUGCUCAACCUCGCCAUCGGUGGUGCGUUCCCGAACAACAACUACGGCAGCACCACACCUCUUACAAACACCGUCUCUGGCGGUACUCUUCAAGCGGAGUAUAUUGUCGUAUACAACGCCUAA